Molecule: messenger RNA, 606 nt
Organism: Panthera uncia (snow leopard)
Lineage: Eukaryota; Metazoa; Chordata; Mammalia; Carnivora; Felidae
Product: olfactory receptor 6J1-like
Exons: 1
Coding region: 1-606 (201 amino acids)
Biological process (GO): G protein-coupled receptor signaling pathway
Cellular component (GO): membrane
Molecular function (GO): olfactory receptor activity
Source: RefSeq, a predicted model, not a curated record
AUGUCCUAUGAUCGUUAUGUGGCUAUUUGCAGCCCGCUUCAGUACCCAGCAAUUAUGACCAGCUCACUGUGUGUGCGUCUUGUUAUCCUCUCCUGGGUGGGUGGUUUUCUCCUCAUUCUCCCGUCCACUGUCCUUAAGGUGGGGCUGCCAUACUGUGGCCCCAAUGUGAUUGAUCACUUUUUCUGUGACAGUGCCCCCCUCCUCCACUUGGCCUGUGCUGACAUCCACAUCAUUGAGCUGUUAGACUUCCUCAGCUCCCUUGUCCUGCUCAUCAGCUCCCUCUCACUCACUGUGGUCUCCUAUGUUUAUGUCAUCUCCACCAUUCUGAAGAUACCCUCAGGUCAAGGUCAACGCAAAGCCUUUGCUACAUGUGUCUCUCACUUCAUUGUGGUCUCCAUGGGCUAUGGGAUCUCCAUUUUUGUGUAUGUCCACCUCUCCCAGAAGAGCAGCUUACAUCUCAACAAGAUCCUCUUUAUCCUCUCUAGUGUUCUCACACCCCUCCUGAAUCCCUUCAUCUUCGGUCUACGGAAUGAAACCAUGAAAGAUGCUCUGAAGGACAGCUUGGCCAAGGACCGGAACUUCCUCAAGGGGAUGAGGUCCAAGUGA